AUGAAUUUACCGGUUCACGACAGUUACUGGGAAGGGAUCAGUUCGAGUUUCGCAGGUUUCACUGCUAUGCUUGCAACGUACCUGAAUGACCUUCGAACAAAUAGGCCUCCCCGACCCAAUGGAUCUCGACCAUUGCCGACGAAUUAUGUGUCAUCGACCCGGGGGUUAAGAAGCGAUAUGCCACCACGUGCGUCGUCAGCACUAUCUAUAAACGCGGAUUUAGAAAGCCCUCGCCUUGCAUCCGGAGAAACCUACAAUCGCUCAGCAAGCGCUCUAUCUCACCAUAGGACUAACCCAGGUCUCUCUGUCGAAAGCGAAUCAGUCGGACAAUUGGUGGACGAAGACGCACCAUCGUCAUCGUAUGAUAUAUCAAGAAGUUUCACUCCAAACCCAACCCUGGUGUCAAAGACAGGAACAUAUAGAGAACGGGAUCAGAGGUGGAUCGAAAGGGAAGAAGCUCGCUCCUUACGGCAAGCUCUGGAAGAGAUGGAUUUUCAAGAUGAGGAAAAACGAUUGCAUGCUGCGGCUCAGGACGAGGCCACACAGUUGGUGCUGAGCCACCAGACUUCCGGAUUUCCCAAGCUUAAUCCAACAGCCCCAUAUCGAAAUCCAGACCUAUAUGCCACCAACCAAUUUCGUCAGCAUCUGGAGAAGGGUGCACAUGCAAGAAGCAAGAGUCUGGGGGCUUCUGGGGAACAAAGUUCAGGUGUUAGAGGGCCGGGAACCCUUCGAUCUGCGUCAGAUAGCUCAAACGACAGCAAUACCGGUAGAGAAAGUCCUGAAUUCCAAAGACGUGGCACCCUCACAAGAUCUCAUGUUCCACCGAAAAUUGUCGAAGUUCCGGAGGAUAAUGCAACUAAUCUGGUCACCAACAGAGGGACUUUGCGGACAAAAUCUAAGGUUAAUUUUUCUCUGCCCUCUGAAGAUUCCGACUCUCAACGCACAGUUAUCGGAAGGAACACGAGGCCGCGAACAACGAGAAUUGCCAGCAAUGAUUCAGCUAAGGGCAUUUUCCGAAAUCCAGAAGAUCUUAUAUACGAGGAGCCGCAGGAUGACAGUUCCGAAAACCAGGGUCAAAACACGCAACCUGAAGUAUCUAGCUCAUCUUUAAAAAUCAAGACUCGAAAUUCGUUGCCUCUCGGUGCUCGACCAUUCCCAGGAAGAUCCAAUAUAGUUUCUUCUCAAAAGAAGUUCUGUCCUUUCGACAUUCAUAAGAAUCCUCCAUCCCAGUCGAGGAAUCCUCUCUACAGAGAGAACCCCUCACCUUCACCACCUCCCGUCUGUAGCAAAGACGCUGACGACGCCCCUCCAACUAAAAAUGGUAUAGAAAUACGUGGCAACGACAUUCGUGCGGCCACAAGUAUGCGACUGAAGGAUCGCAGCGCUAAAUUACCCAUGCCAACGGUUGUUAGUGAUCGUCCUGGUCGCCCAAUUGUGAGCUUUGAUCCAUGUUGGAGAGAUAAAUCACGGAGAAAUUCGCCUAGAGACACGCCACGGAGCAGUCUUGGAGGAAGAUCUACGCGAGAACCCGCUGUGGUGGACGUUACCCCUCCAGCAUCCACUACCGUGAUACCAACCAUUAAUGUUCCCGAAGAGCCUGCAUUUCCGGUUACUGAAGACUCUGGAGAUGCUUCAGCCGCAGGAACCAUUUCAGCAUCCACACCCCCAACAAUAUCUGAGAUGAAGGCUGCUGAGAAAAGCACCCGACCACUACCCAGCCCGGACUCAAGCCAAAAUAAAAAGCGUGGCGUCAGAAAUUCGAGAGGUUCAACAACAAAUCGUUGGUAUACUCCUUAUGCACGAGCGGGCGUUCCAGCCGCCUCGUGUGACUCGUGCAGACUACCCAUAGCUGGACGUAUAGUAACAGCGUGUGGAUCGCGCUUCCACCCCGAAUGUUUAUCAUGCCACCAUUGCCAAACCGCACUUGAGUGCGUCGCCUUUUACCAGGAACCCGAAGACAAAAGAGCGGAAAGACUCGCGAACGCGGACUCUAGCGAUGAAGAAGCCAGUGGCAAACGAUUUUACUGUCACCUAGAUUUCCACGAGCUUUUCAGCCCGCGGUGCAAAAGCUGCAAGACACCAAUUGAAGGCGAAGUCGUCAUCGCAUGCGGGGCGGAAUGGCAUGUUGGCCACUUUUUCUGCGCCGAAUGUGGCGAUCCAUUCACCUCGACCACCCCCUUUGUGGAGAAAGCUGGGUACGCCUGGUGCAUUAGUUGCCAUUCUAAACGGACUGCGUCCCGCUGUCAGGGAUGUAAGCUCUCAGUGCUCGAUGAUGUUGUGGUUACUGCUCUGGGUGGCCAGUGGCAUGAGAAGUGUUUUGUGUGCAGUGAGUGCAGUGGUAGCUUUGGGCCUGAAGGGCGCUUUUUCGUUAGGCAGGGGGAAACAAAAUAUACCAGGAAAGGUCGUCAGAUUGGUGGACCUGUCGAGACUGCUGUUUGCGAGGCUUGUGAGGGACGAAGGUUGAAGGGUUAA
Messenger RNA from Paracoccidioides lutzii Pb01, 2472 nucleotides. Its product is annotated as leupaxin. The record is from RefSeq and is a predicted model, not a curated record. Gene Ontology annotation, molecular function: transcription coregulator activity. The coding region runs from base 1 to 2472 and encodes 823 amino acids. The transcript is spliced from 2 exons. Gene Ontology annotation, cellular component: Z disc; nucleus.